Molecule: messenger RNA, 1908 nt
Organism: Adineta ricciae
Lineage: Eukaryota; Metazoa; Rotifera; Eurotatoria; Adinetida; Adinetidae
Source: the annotation of a GenBank genome assembly
AUGGUAGUCCAUUUUUUACCGAAUCCACAAAAUCCAUUUGAUUGGUUAUUGAUGUAUACCACACUCAGUGACAAAGUCAAAAUAAAUAAAUUGAUGUCGAUCAAGGUAUUGAAUUUGCGUGCAUUAUGUUCAACGGUUGUUACCAGAGGUUUAACCACUAAGCAGUCUGAUUUCGAUUUGGGAAUGAAAAUGAAAUAUCAUAAUGAUAGUAAACGGUUCGACAAGACACUUCAGCUAUUUGAUGUACACAUGAAAAAGAAUCUGAAAACUACUUCAACAAUAAUCAUUACACAAGCUUUGAAAGCGUGUACUCAUCUCGAAGAUCUUCAACGUGGCCAAUCCAUUCAUCAGUAUAUUUCGCCAUCGAUUAAAUACGAUUCUUACGUAUCCACAGCAUUCAUUCAUUUAUACAUGCAAUGUGGAGAUGUAUCACGUGCGGAAUCAUUAUUUGAAAGUAUUCCGAAGAAAUCUUUGUCAGUUUAUGGUGCGAUGAUUAAAGGCUAUAUUAAAAACCAUCAAGCAAAUAAGGCACUUGAACUAUUCCGCGAAAUAAAGAAUCCGAAUGAGAUCAUUCUCAAUCUCUUGUUCAAUGCUUGUGCUGAAGUACGAAGUCCUGAAGCGUUGAAUCUUGCCAAACAAUCAUAUGAAACAAUGCCCAAAUCAUUUCAGUCAAACCAUUAUCUCUUAACUUCUCUAAUUGACGCAGCAAUGAAAUGUGGAGACAUUCAUUAUGCUCAAUCAUUGUUUGAUGGAUCGCCGAAGAAAGUUUUGCCAAUGUACGGAGCCAUGAUGAAAGAAAACAACGAGUUAAACAAAGUCGUUGAGUUUUUCAAGCAAAUAAAAAAUCCAAGCGAAGUCAAUACUAUGGUUUUGUUUAAUGCUUGUGCUCGUCUGAAAACAUCAGAAGCAUUGGAAACUGUUAGACAAGUUUCAAAAGAGAUGCCCAAAUCGUUUCAUUCACAUUCGCAUUUGAUGAGUUCAUUAGUUGACGCGUUGAUUAGGUGCGAAGAUUGUUCAAGCGCCGAAAAUGUGUAUUCGACGAUGAAAAAAUCUGUUAUUAAUUAUGGAAAUCUGAUGAAUGGUUUUAACAAAGAAAAUAAUCCAUCGAAAACGUUAGAUUUAUUCAAUCAGAUGAAAGUUAAUCACAUAGAAGGAAAUGUGAUUAUUUAUUUUUGCCUCAUCAAAGCAUUGGCACAAAUAGGUGAUUAUUCCAUCUCUGAUGCAUUCAUCAAACAGAUUCCUCAAUCGUAUCUUUCGGAUAGUCAAAUUCGAAAUGCACUAAUUGACAUGUGGAGCAAAACCGGAGCAAUUGAUAAAGCAAAAGAAAUCUUCGAUAAAAUUUCUCACCCUGAUCAUAUUGCAUACACAACGAUGGUGAAUGCUCUUGGUUUGAAUGGAAUGGGUGUUCAAGCCAUUGAACUUUUUCGUCAGAUACCAGAGAACUUUCGCGAUGAAAUAGCUCAUAUUUGUGUCUUAAACGCAUGCUCACAUUCGGGACUUGUUGAGGAGGCUCAAACAAUAUUCGAACGUAUUCCAAACAAGACAGAAAGUAUUUAUGGAGUCAUGAUUGAUUGUUUCAGUCGGGCCUCCUUUUUCCAACGUGCACAGCAAUUGAUUGACGAAUACGAAUGUGCUCAUUCACCUGUCUUAACAAUGUACAUGGCAUUAUUGUCCGGUGCAAGAAAUGCAAACGAUAGUCAUUUAGCACAAGAUAUUUAUAAUCAUCCGGUGCUAAGAAAAAAGUCGGCCUUUCAUGGACUGCAGUUAAUUGACUAUUGUUUCAAUUUCGGGCUCAUGAUCGAUCUCAUCCGCGAUCGGCUGAAAUCUAUGCCGAAAUCAAGAAAAUAUCCGAUGAACUUAUUCAACAUGGUUUUCAAUAUGACUCAACUUGGAUUACCCGACCAUUGA